This is a messenger RNA of Adineta steineri, 1998 nucleotides long. The record is from the annotation of a GenBank genome assembly. NCBI's taxonomy places the organism in Eukaryota, Metazoa, Rotifera, Eurotatoria, Adinetida, Adinetidae.
AUGUUUACUAAUCGAUGUCUAUUUAUUCAUCGUUUAUCAUCUUCAAUUAUUGUCUGGCGUUAUAAUCAAACAAAUUUAAAAACUCAAAAUGUUACAUCCCAUUCAAAAGAACUUUAUAAUUGGAAUAUAGCUAUGACAGAAUCAAAUAAACAUAAAACACCUAAAAAUACACUUAUAUUAUUUGAUAAAUUAAUAAAUCAAUAUCCAAAUAUUACACCUAAUUUCAUAACCUAUCUUCUUGCAUUAAGUGCUUGUAUACGUUUAGGAAAUUUACAUGAAGGAAAACGUAUUCACGAAUAUAUUCGACAAAAAUGGUCGACAACAAUUGAUACAAACGAACAGAUUAAAAUUCAUACUUGUCUUAUACAACUCUAUACUACAUGUGGUGAUUUAAAAACUGCUGAAGAAAUUUUCUUCAAUGAACAACUUAAUCAAUAUGCUUUUCCUGUAAAUACUUUAAUGAAAGGUUAUAUAGUAAAUAAUCAAGCUAAACAAGCUAUUCAACUUGCUGAAUAUUUACCAAAACAUGAACGAAAUAUUAUUACAUAUUUAUUAUGGACUAAUGCUAUAGCACAAUUAGGUGAUAUUACAAUGGCUAAUACAAUUCAUUUAGAAUUAAAAACUUUACCAUUAUCAACUCAAGCAUUUUUUGCUAAUGAUCAACGAUUAAUGAAUGCAUUAAUUAAUAUGGAUGGAAAGUGUGGAAAUAUAACUCGAAUGGAAGAAACAUUUAAAAAUUUUAAACAAGCAGAUAUAAUUACAUAUACAACUCUUGCUAAAGCGUAUAUUGUUAAUAAUUUACCAAUUAAAGCUCUUGCUAUAUAUGAUCAUUUGAAACAAACAAAUCAAAUUGGUUGUGAUGAAGUUAUGUAUUUAGUUGCAUCGAAUGCAGCUGGUAAAUUAGGUUUAUUAUCACGUGCUCGUUCAAUACAUAAUGAUAUUAUUUCAAGUGGUAUAAAUUAUGAAACAAAUGAAAAAAUUCUCAAUACAUUAAUGGAUACAUAUGGAAAAUGUGGAGAUUUAAAUUCUGCUAGAGAAAUUUUUAAUAAAUUAAAAAUUCAAAGUAAACCAAGUAUUUCAUCAAUGAUUAAUAUAUAUGGAAUAAAUUCUCAAGCAUUAGAAGCUGUUGCUUUAUAUUAUAACACAAAAGAUAAACUAACAGGAAAUAUUCAAUCAAUAUUAAUUAGUGUUUUAACUGCUUGUGCUCAUGGUGGUUUAGUAGAAGAAGCUCAAAAAAUAUUUGAUGAUAUUCCAAAUGAAAAACGAUCAAUUAAAAUAUGGAAUGCACUAGUUGAUGUUUAUGGUCGUGCUGGUCAAUUAUCUGAAGCUCAUUCAUUAAUUGAUUUAUUUGAAAAAACUCAUCCUCGUGCACCGGUUUUAUAUAUUUCUUUAUUAGCUGCUUGUCGUACACAUAAAAAUGCUAAAUUAGCACUUGAAAUUCAUGAUGAAUUAAUGUCAUCAAAUACAUUAUUAACUGAUGAUCAACGUUCAGCUAUUGUUGUAUUAACAGCCAAUGUUCAUUCAUCUAUUGGUGAUCAUAAUCGUUCAUUAUCUCUCCGACAAACUUUAUAUCGUGAUAAAAUACCUAAAUAUGCAGGCGUAACAUGGACAGAAAUAAAUGGAAUAAUGUAUGAAUUUUAUGCUCAAGAUAUUCGACAUCCUCGAUCAAAAGAAAUUUAUGAACAAUUAGAAAUAUUACAUGAACGAUUAAAAAAAUUAGGUUAUCAACCUGAUGAAAGUGUUUUAACGAAAGAAGAACGAAAUAUUGAAUGGAGUAUACAUGGACAUUCAGAAAGAUUAGCAAUUGCAUGGAAUUUAAUAUCAACAUCACCUGGUACAACAAUACAAUUAACAAAAAAUUUACGAAUGUGUAUUGAUUGUCAUGAAGUAUCAAAACUUAUUGCACAAUUAACACAAAGAGAAAUUAUUGUUCGAGACAGAUUAAGAAUACAUUAUUUUACUAAAGAUGGUCAUUGUUCAUGUGAUAAUCAUUUUUAA